Molecule: messenger RNA, 369 nt
Organism: Capsicum annuum
Lineage: Eukaryota; Viridiplantae; Streptophyta; Magnoliopsida; Solanales; Solanaceae
Product: ethylene-responsive transcription factor 4-like
Exons: 1
Coding region: 1-369 (122 amino acids)
Biological process (GO): regulation of DNA-templated transcription
Molecular function (GO): DNA binding; DNA-binding transcription factor activity
Source: RefSeq, a predicted model, not a curated record
AUGAAUGGAGGAUUAGUGGAGGCCGCGGCGGCGGGGAGGGAGGAGAAUGUUGAUGGAGAAGUAGCGGAGGAGGUGCAUUAUCGAGGAGUAAGGAAGAGAGGAUCCAAUGGUUGGUUAGGUACAUUUAAGACAAGGAAGGAGGCGGCGCUAGCGUAUGAUAGGGCAUCAAUUAAGUUUCGCGGUUUCAAAGACAAGACUAAUUUUCUUAUUCCAAAGGAAGAAAUGAAUCGGACUCGCAGUCAGACCAACAUCAGUGGCGAUGGAAGUGUUGUUUCAGAGUCAUCAUGGAUUAUCAAUGUUGAGCAAAAACCUAAGCGCAUUGAGAUUGAUCUGAAUCUCCCUCCGCCACCGGAGGCCGAAGACAUGUGA